GGAAUAAUCAUUCUGUGCUAAGGAUCGGAGUGGUGGGUGGGUAGGGGAGAUGAAGAACAAUAACAACAAUAACCCGAGCUCCAAUCUCGACUCUACAAACAGUUAGCAGCAUCGGAUAGAACGACGGACGGGCCCCGAAGCGUCGGAGAAAUCCCGCCGCAUGCGGCCAUUUAAGAAACCAGAAUCAGCUGCACUGCGUUAAAAAUACAAUCUAAAAGUAUAUACACAUUAAUUGAUUAUCAAGUCAUCUUAAUCUAUACAAUGGGAUCCGUCGCCCCCCAGGACACCGUCGCCGUGAACGCGCCCUUCCGCACACGCGUCACCAGCGGCCAAAUCUGCCCCGUCAUGUCCAUCAAGUUCUGGACAGGGAACGAGAUCGCCAUCAUGGCGCGCAUGGCCGGGUUCGAGGCCGUCUUUAUCGACAUGGAGCACUCGGCCCUCAACUUCCAGACAAUCGCCCAGCUCAUCCUGGCGUGUUUGUCGGCGGGUGUCUCGCCCAUUGUCCGCUCGCCGUCCAAGUCGCACUGGCAUGUUAGUCGCAUUCUGGACGCUGGUGCUGCGGCCGUUGUGGUCCCCCAUGUGGACUCGGUUGAGGAGGUGAAGGAGCUAGUCAAGCAUGCGAAGUAUCCCCCGCUGGGGACGCGUGGAUCGGCGAAUAACCAGCCCAUUUUGAACUUCCAGCAUCUGCCGACUAAGGUGCAGAAUGAGGUGUUGAAUCGCGAGACGAUGCUGAUUCCGAUGGUUGAGACGCCUGCUGCGGUGGAGUUGGCGGAGCAGUAUCUGGCUGUGGACGGUGUUGAUGGGAUCCUGAUCGGGUCGAACGAUCUGUGCACCGAUCUGGGGAUUCCAGGGCAGUACGAUAGCCCGCUAUAUCAAAAUUCCGUGGAGAAGAUUGUGCUCGCUGGGAAGAAGGCUGGGAAGCCAAUUGGCAUCGGAGGCAUUGGAGGGAGACUGGAUCUGCUGGAGAGGUGGUUCGCGCUGGGGGCAACAUGGUCGCUCAGCGGUGCAGAUGGCGCGAUUCUACAGGCUGGCAUGAAGAAGAUUACGCAGAAUUACGCAGAGAUCAGUGAACGGGUUGAGAAAACGAGGGCUCAGCAAUAGUAUAGCAUUAUAUUUAGCAUUAUAGAACACUAUCAUUUCUUGUUAUAAUGGAAAAGUCCCAUCGUCCCAGGCUGGAAUGCCGUGUGGAUUGCCGUAUGC
Messenger RNA from Aspergillus versicolor CBS 583.65, 1200 nucleotides. RefSeq names its product HpcH/HpaI aldolase family protein. Lineage: Eukaryota; Fungi; Ascomycota; Eurotiomycetes; Eurotiales; Aspergillaceae. Gene Ontology annotation, cellular component: cytoplasm. The transcript has a single exon. The record is from RefSeq and is a predicted model, not a curated record. The coding region runs from base 262 to 1101 and encodes 279 amino acids. Gene Ontology annotation, molecular function: aldehyde-lyase activity.